GUCUUAGUUGGCUGGGCUAGGUCAGUCCAGAAGUGCUGCAUAUUUGCUUUUGCGGCAGGUUUAUAUUUUCAUACUUAUCCGUCACGAAGGGGCCAAUUACAAGUGCAUCAGGAAUGCAUUGUCAGUGUAAAUUCUUUUAGUCAAUCUGUGACUAAAAGAAGCGAUUAUCUGUCAUGGGAAGAGUACUUCAUGAGUAUUGCAUUGUUGGCUGCACAGCGUAGCAAAGAUCCACACACUCAGGUUGGAGCGGUCAUUGUAAACCAAGACAAAAAAAUAAUUGCGACAGGAUACAACGGCAUGCCUAACGGAUGUUCGGACGAUAUCAUGCCAUGGGGUAAAAGAGAUGAGAAUCCGCUGAAUACCAAAUACCUGUAUGUUUGUCAUGCUGAAAUGAAUGCUGUUCUAAACAGAAACUGUGAAUCAACGCGAGGUGCAACUCUUUACACAUCUUUAUUUCCUUGUGCUGAAUGUGCAAAAAUUAUAGUCCAGAGCGGCAUAGCCGAAGUUGUGUAUUUGCAAAUUAAAGAGAACAAAGUUGAUACAGUAGCUGCUAAGCGCAUAUUUGAUAUUGUAGGGGUGAGUUGUUUCUUAGCUUCUAGAAAUCGCUAUUGCAUACAGUACAGGCCGUUUGUAUCGAGAAGGAAAAUUCUUCUUGAUCUCUCAAAUGUAGGGCAAAAUCCUUUGGCUUCCGACGAACAGAACUUUACGCAGGAAUAUGUUAUUAACGGUCUCGAAAAACUUCAAACAUAA
Molecule: messenger RNA, 750 nt
Organism: Enterobius vermicularis (human pinworm)
Lineage: Eukaryota; Metazoa; Nematoda; Chromadorea; Rhabditida; Oxyuridae
Source: the annotation of a GenBank genome assembly